Colletotrichum scovillei is the source of this 1879-nucleotide messenger RNA. RefSeq names its product Pex2/Pex12 amino terminal region. Gene Ontology annotation, cellular component: peroxisomal membrane. The coding region runs from base 54 to 1625 and encodes 523 amino acids. Gene Ontology annotation, molecular function: zinc ion binding. Gene Ontology annotation, biological process: protein import into peroxisome matrix. The record is from RefSeq and is a predicted model, not a curated record. The transcript has a single exon. Lineage: Eukaryota; Fungi; Ascomycota; Sordariomycetes; Glomerellales; Glomerellaceae.
GUAGGCAGGGGCCUCCGGGACUUGAGCAGCGCAGGCGGGUUUGGUGGCAGCCGAUGCAGGUGAGCAGAGCGGACCUCGGCUUUUCCUCCACUUACCACUCUCGAGGUGCCAGACAUCCCGUCACCUUAUCAUCAGCCACUUGGGGGAAGAGGUGUGAUGCAUCGCAAUUUGCACCUCACCACCACCUUUCACCACCCAAUGCUGCCCAGAUGACAUCGACCAACUUUGCGCAAGCGCAGCAGCGCCUGGCAGCACGACGACAAGCCCGCGAAGCCGAUAACGCAGCACGACUCGCCGCCCAGCGUGAUUCCUCGCGCGCCCGCGCCCAGAUUGAUCGUUUGCCCUUCCCUUUCAGUCGCCUCGGUUCAGCAUGGGACUCGAUAUCAACGCAAGACGGCACUCGCCCCGCCUUCAGGGUCGGGCAAGUCGACGCAGAAUUACUCGAUGACGAACUAUUGGAGUUGCUUCGCGGCCAGGUUGGCGAUGCGCUCAAGUACUUCGCUGGCGGCCACCUGAAAGACGACUGGUCUGCCGAGAUCCUUCUUGCACUUCGCGCCAUCCUAUUCAAGUUGACAGUCUGGGACAACGACGCGACAUAUGGAGCAGCUCUACAGAACCUGAAAUACACGGAUGCGCGCAAAGAUGGAUCCGUCCUCGUUGCGCCAUCUAGGUGGCAGAAGUCACUAUACGGAUUGGCCACCGUAUUUGGGAAAUACGGCUGGGAGAAGUGGGAAAACUGGUUGCUCGAGAACGACGAUGGUUAUAGCGACGAGCCCAACCCUCGACUUCAAAGAUUGUCGCGGCUGACGUCUCGGAUAACGACGCUCCACGCUGGAGCAGCCUUCGUUUCGUUUCUCGUCUUUCUACUGCAAGGAAGAUAUCGCACCCUUCUCGAUAGAGUCUUACGAAUGCGCCUGGCUCCACCAACUAGUCAGGUGAGCCGAGAGGUCUCUUUUGAAUACCUUAACCGACAACUUGUUUGGCACGCUUUCACGGAGUUUCUGCUAUUCAUACUGCCGCUCGUUGGCAUCAACCGGUGGAGGAGGUGGAUUUCAAGGACAUGGCGCAAGACGAAAGAGAUCAUCACCACAAAGGGAGACGAAGAUAAGUCGGCUAAUGGCGAAUUGGGCUUUUUGCCCGAACGCACAUGCGCCAUAUGCUAUCAGGAUCAGAACGCCCUUGCGAGCACAGAAACCGAGAUCAUGGCAGCGGCCGCAUCAAGCGGUGUUAUCGGCUCAUCCCAAACCGAUAUCACCAAUCCUUACGAGACCAUUCCUUGCGGCUGCAUCUAUUGCUUUGUCUGCAUCGCAACUCGACUAGAGCGCGAAGAAGGUGAAGGCUGGACGUGUCUCAAGUGUGGCGAGCUCGUCAAAGAGUGCAAGCCAUGGAGCGGCGACGUUUUAGAGCCACCAAAGAAGUCGCCAACUGCCAAAGUCGUGGCCUUUCUAGACGACGCCAAGGAUUCCCAGAGUGAAAUUGGCACGGAGGGCAACGCUGAUAGCGAAGAGGGCGAAGGCAUGAACAGCACCGAGUUUAUUGAUGUUUCUCAAGAUAGAGAUGAUUCUGACGAUACGGAUACUGGCGACUCAGAAGGGUUCGAGGAGACAAUGGACCAGGACGAGUAAAGAGGCUACAAAUAACCACACUGUACACCAUUGCACGACUUAGCACGGGCAUCAUGAGGUCUUCAUCUUUCUAGGCAGCGUCUUCGUCCGAAGACAGCACAAGCAAGCGAUCAUCAAUACGCAUACGCAAGGAGUUGCUGAGAGUCCUUAAGAGACAUGGACGGAUAUGCGGUAGUAAUCCAACUCUUUAGGAAGUCACGAAUGCAAGGCUUAUUAUCUUGUCAUCUCAACAUCGCAUUACAAGCUCAUCUCCC